GGGGAUGGGGAAGCCACCCUGCUCGCCUCGGCGUCCCAGCCAAACUCCAGCUCUGCCCCGCGGGUCCCGUUCCGCCGGGCCGGCUCCCGGAGCAGGCUCGCCGCGGGCAGAGCGCUCACACCCCACGUCGCGACUCCCUUCCACCCGCCCGGCAGCGGACACCAGCCCCGGGCUCUCCCGGACACCGGAGCGCAGCCCGCCGUCCUUGCCCGGCCCCGCUGCCCCACGGCUGGAGCCCCCACGGAGCGGGAGCACAUCCCGGCCGAGGAGAGCGGCGUGCGGCGCGGGGCCAGCGAGCGGACUGGCGACGGGAGCGGGGUCCGAGCCGGGCGGGGUAACCUCCCUCGGCAGGGGGACGUGCCCCUUUGUGCCGGGAAGCGACACGCGCGCCUCCGCCCGAGCAUCUCUUCAACUCCAGAUCUGAUGAGGAUUAAAAUCCAGGAGAUAAAGCUGCCAGCCUGGCCCUCUGGACUUGGGUGCCCUCUCCCCUUCACGGGCUGCUGGAAGGGAGACACUCAUCGAUUGUUCCUUGCCCUCCCCCGCCCCUCGCCUCUAAAAGCAGCACAAGCUCAACGAGAAGGCUCUUACCUUCCCCGGGUGGCUCCCGGGCCGCCGGGACGGGCGCUCAGCGCCCGCUGCUCCGCGCAGGCAAGCGGUCCUUCCCCCUCCUCCGCUCCAGGCGGGCAGCUCCAGCUCCGUGCCCGCAACCCCGCGCUCCGGAGGUGUCAGCCAGCGGACCACAGCCGGGCCGGCACUGGCGGCUCCACUCUCCGCGGGACGAGGAGCUGCUGACGGUGGGAGGAGGAGGAGGGCGGUGGGGAGGUCCCGACUCUUCCCGGGAUGCGCCGCCGAGGUGGCCGCCUCCUCCGCCGCCCAGCUCAGCUCUCUCCGGGGCCUGCCCGCUCCGCGCUGUCCCGAGGUGCAGCCCGGCCCCGUCCGCCUGUCCGUCCCGCUCGCCUUCCCCCGCCCCUUUCGCCGGCGGCGAACCGCGCGGCGCACAGGCCCCGCCGGCGGCCAGGAGGACCCGUGGGCGACGGGGGAUUCCGGCCCAGCCUCCUGUCCUCUCCCCGGGGCCUGGUGCACACUCUCCGCGGGGAAAGGAGGCCCUGCCCCGGCCUGGCGAGCAGCUCCGGGAAGGUCACCGGCACCGUGGAGCCGAGCACGGAGGCUCCCUCCGGCACCGCCGCGGUCGUUGCUACUGCUGCCGGCCCGACAUCAGCGACCGCUGGGUGCCGCGCUCCGCCCGGGCUCGCUCCGUGCCCGUGCCUGGCGGCCGCCUCCGACUCUGAGUGCCAGGCUGCCCCCUUCCCCUUCCUUCCUUCCUUGCCUCCCGCCCCUUCCCCGCUGCCAGCCUUCCCCCGCCGGCUCCCUCCGGCGCCCGGUGCCAGGCUGCCCCCUGCGGGUCCCGGGGCCGCGGCUACACGCCCGGCGGGGCCGAGGAGGAGCCGGGCGCGGGGGCGGCCGCCGCUGCCGGUCCGCGAGUGCCGGGAGCCGUGUGCCCGCUGCCGCCGCGCUGCCCCGGGCUGGCUCAGCGGCGGCUGCAGCGACUGUGUGUCUGUGUCAUGUCUGUGCCUGGGCGGGCGGAGGCGCGGGGCCGAGGCGGGGCCAUCCCGCUCACACGCCGCCCAGCGACAGGCGCAGAGCGCCCAACCAGCGGCGGCCGCCGGCGCGCACCGCCCGCCCGCACCGCGGGGCGCCCCGGGCCGCUACACCUGGGUAGGGCGGAGGGGACCGCGACGGGCUGCCCGCACCCCGGCGCUCUCACAGCCGUCCCGCCGGGGGGGCUGCGGGGGCACAGCCGGCCCCGCACGGGGGCCGCGCCCCGCACCCGGCGCUCCCCGCCCGCCCAGCGGUCCCGAGCACCGGCCUGGCGCGGGGAAGUGCGGGGCGGCCCGGCCCGGCCCCCGCCUCGGGCGCUGGUGCCCGUCGGGGGGGCGAGGCGGCGCCUGGCCUUCAGCGUGAGCGCCCGGAGGGGGAAGACCCGACUCCGACCGGCGAAACCGCGUCAGGAAUGAAUAAAUAUCACGGCUUUUGGCUUAAGUGUGGUGGAGCGUGUCCCUGCGAUGUGUCCCUGCGUGCUGGCAGCUGCUGAGAGUGAAGUGAUAAGCGCACCUUAUUUUUGCUUUUCUUUUUUAUAUUUUUUUUUAUUUUGUUUUUAUGUUGAGCAACCAUCAACGCGCGCUUUUUUUCCCCGUUAUUGUUAUUAAUCAUUUUUCUUUCACUUCAUUAGCGGUGUAAAAAUGGAUUGUUGCAAUAUGUUAGCAUACUAAGAGGACCGUAUGAUAACCUGUGCGUAUGUUUGGAGAGGAUGCAUGAAAUUCCGAGAGGAGUGUGCAAGGAGAACAGAAAUGAGCAAAUGGGACUAAGGGAAUAGCUUAAGAGAAAAGUGUUGUUCUUUAGAAGAUACCACAGAUGCUAAUUUCUCCCAUUACAUCAACUGCUUAAAUGCUAUAAGUCAUGCAGAAGUUGCUUUUUUGUGGGCAGAAAUUAUGCUUUUCAAUAUACUGUAUGAAAAUGUUGUGAACUGUUGAACAGGUUGUUCAAAGCAUGGUAGUAUUUGCUAGACUUGAUUAAAGUGUUGGACCAUCAAGCUUAGUAUUCUGCUGCCAGCAGCAUCCACUUCCUGAUGCUUUAAUCAAGAGUGGUAUCGGAUGAACUGAAGUAAAUCACAAAGUUGAACAUGCCAGUGAUGUAAUGUAAGUGUUACUAACUGCAAAUUUUGACAUAUUGUGACAACUAGGAGAGCAUUUUGCAGAAAAAAAAUAACUCUGCUUAUCUGUAAAAAUAAUUUAGUUCUGAUAUGAAGAAUUUUCUGGAGAAGCUGCAGUAACAUACAGAUUGGUCUCUAUUGUGCUUGUUUUUUUCAUGAGCAAAUCAAAGUCAGAAAUGAGCUAUACUAAACUAACUAAUUUUCUCCUUUCUCCUAAGUGAAGCUAUAGGAUCAGCCUUCAAGUAAUAAUGUUUUCUUGCACUGUUGAAGGAUUGCAACUGCUUUGGUGACAGUCACAAUGAAGAAAUUGCUGGGGAAGUAUGGAGGAGGAAAUAGGAUUGUGUGUAUAUAGCUUCAUUAUUAAUAAAACUCGAUUAUCUACUGCCUGUUAUUGGAAUUCUCUGCAGUUCCACAUUCUUUAGUUUCAUGCUAUAUCUUGAAAACUAAUAAGUUGUCAAAGUCUGAUCCUACAAAAUAUUGAACAAUUUCUUCAGGUUCUUAAUGUUCUUAUCUUCUGUUCGAGCAGGGAACUCUCAGCACCCACAAAAAGUCUUAGGUUUUAAGAGCAGCAUGGAUUAUUAGGAUUACCUAAUGUGCCACCGUGCAUGACAAAUGAUGGAACUUCACGUGGAAAUAAAAUGUCUUGCUUAAAAUUGCUCUGCAUCCUUCAGGUUGGGGACCUGCUCAGAAAUGGACAACAGUUGUCCAAACCCAGAGAAUGUUUGUCAGAGGCUCUAGCUGAGAAUGGUUACCACGAGAUUAUAAAACCUAACAAGGACAGGAAGAGUGACUACCUCUGAAGAUAGAGUUUCUCAGAAAUUGUGUUUAUAAGCAAGUAAUCUUUUUCAUAUCCAUAAUAAAAAUUGCUCUAUCAGUCUUUCUCCUUGAAAA
Molecule: messenger RNA, 3601 nt
Organism: Pipra filicauda (Wire-tailed manakin)
Lineage: Eukaryota; Metazoa; Chordata; Aves; Passeriformes; Pipridae
Product: translation initiation factor IF-2-like
Exons: 2
Coding region: 841-1962 (373 amino acids)
Source: RefSeq, a predicted model, not a curated record